Pipistrellus kuhlii (Kuhl's pipistrelle) is the source of this 3445-nucleotide messenger RNA. It is a transcript of the gene SLC13A5, whose product is annotated as solute carrier family 13 member 5. The transcript has 12 exons. Gene Ontology annotation, molecular function: sodium:dicarboxylate symporter activity; citrate transmembrane transporter activity; succinate transmembrane transporter activity. NCBI's taxonomy places the organism in Eukaryota, Metazoa, Chordata, Mammalia, Chiroptera, Vespertilionidae. Gene Ontology annotation, cellular component: membrane. Bases 142 to 1857 code for a protein of 571 amino acids. Gene Ontology annotation, biological process: citrate transport; monoatomic anion transmembrane transport. The record is from RefSeq and is a predicted model, not a curated record.
AGCCCGGCAGAGACCUCACCGUGGGGGGCGGAGUUGCCUGCGCUCCACCAGCCCCUGAGGCCAUGGCCCCUUCUUAAGCCCGCGGAGCCUCUGGCCGCCUCGCCGGCCUCUCCCGCCUUCCCCCCCCCCCACCCCAGCACCAUGGCUUCAGCACUGAGCUAUGUCAACAAGUUCAAGUCCUUCGUGAUCUUGUUCGGCACCCCGAUCCUGCUGCUGCCGCUCAUCAUCCUGGUGCCCACCAAGUUUGCCAGGUGUGCCUACGUCAUCAUCGUCAUGGCCACUUACUGGUGCACAGAAGUCAUCCCUCUGGCUGUCACUGCCCUCUUACCUGUCUUGCUUUUCCCACUCCUCAAGGUUCUGGACUCCAAGCAGGUGUGUGUCCAGUACAUGAAGGACACUAACAUGCUGUUCCUGGGAGGCCUCAUCGUGGCUGUGGCUGUGGAGCGCUGGAACCUGCACAAGAGGAUCGCCCUGCGCACACUCCUCUGGGUGGGGACCAAGCCUGCACAGCUGAUGCUGGGCUUCAUGGGUGCCACCGCCUUCCUCUCCAUGUGGAUCAGCAACACAGCCACCACAGCCAUGAUGGUGCCCAUUGUGGAGGCCGUGCUGCAGCAGAUGCAGGCCACGAGCACAGCCAACGAGGCUGGCCUGGGUGCCCUGGAGCUGGUGGACAAGGGCAAGACCAGUGAGCUGCCAGGGAGCCAAGUGAUUUUUGAAGGCCCUGCUAUGGGGCCACAGGAGAAUUGUGACAGGAAGAGCAUGUGCAAGGCCAUGACACUGUGCGUGUGCUACGCGGCCAGCAUCGGAGGCACUGCCACCCUGACCGGGACAGGACCCAACGUGGUGCUCUUGGGCCAGAUGCACGAACUGUUUCCUGGUAGCAAAGACACUGUGAACUUUGCCUCCUGGUUUGGAUUCGCCUUUCCCAACAUGGUGAUCAUGCUGCUGCUUGCUUGGUUUUGGCUCCAGUGUAUUUUCAUGGGAUUCAAUUUUAAAAAGGUUUGGGGCUGUAGUCUGGAGAAAAAGAAUAGCGAGAAAGCUGCCUACGAGAUGUUACAGGAAGAGUACAGGAAGCUGGGACCCUGCUCUUUCGCUGAGAUCAACGUCCUGCUCUGUUUUCUCCUGCUGGUCACCCUGUGGUUCUCCCGGGACCCAGGCUUCAUGCCUGGCUGGAUGUCAGUCGCCUGGAUGGAGGGCGAGACAAAGUAUGUCACCGACGCCACCGUGGCCAUCUUCGUGGCCAUAUUGCUAUUCAUUGUGCCUUCGCAGAAGCCCAAGUUCAACUUCUGCAAGCAGACUGAGGAAGAAAGGAAGACUCCAUUUUAUCCGCCUGCACUGCUGGAUUGGAAGGUGACCCAGGAGAGAGUUCCCUGGGGCAUUGUGCUGCUUCUGGGAGGUGGAUUUGCUCUGGCUAAAGGAUGUGAGGCCUCAGGGCUAUCUGAAUGGAUGGGGAAGCAGAUGGAGCCCUUGCACGUUCUGCCCCCAGCAGCCAUCUCCUUGAUCUUGUCCUUGCUCAUUGCUGUAUUCACGGAGUGUACAAGCAACGUAGCCACCACCACCCUGUUCCUGCCCAUCUUUGCCUCCAUGUCACGCUCCAUUGGCCUCAACCCGCUGUACGUCAUGCUCCCCUGCACCCUGAGUGCGUCCUUUGCCUUCAUGUUGCCUGUGGCCACCCCACCUAACGCCAUCGUGUUUGCCUAUGGACACCUCAAGGUUUCUGACAUGGUGAAAACAGGAAUGAUGAUGAACAUAAUUGGAGUCUUCUGUGUGUUUCUGGCGGUCAACACCUGGGGACGGAUCAUAUUUGACCUGGACAGUUUUCCUGACUGGGCUAAUGUGACUCAUAUUGAGACUUAGGAAGAGCCACGAGAGCAUAACACAGCCCCUGUCUUCCUGAGGACUCCUGAAGCUUCUGGCAAACCGUACAGCAGAGCUUUGGGAUUGACACCCCAAAGUGACCUGAUGAUGUCCUCACCCUACAGAGACCCAGGCCCAGGUCCUAGCCAGGGGACAGGUGGCAGAGGGCAGGUUUGGAAAUUAAGGGAGACUCCUAAGACACAGAUGGCUUCCAUCUUUCCGGGACCAUGCCACAAACUCUGGGGUGGGCAGCCUACACACUGGGUUCUGAUGUCUACUUGCUUAGUCUCAGGGUCAUCUAAAUGGGAAUCAGAUCCCAGCUUGGGAGGUGAAAAAUGACCUUCCAGAGCCUGCACCUCUUGCUGCUGACCUUGAGCUGCCUCAGAUCACUCCUGUCACUUGGAAGGGACAACCCAGCCCAGGGACAGAAUGUCUGGUCCUGGAAGCUUCCUGCUCCUGGAGUGAGAGUGGGACUCAGAGCCUCCUGGAACCACCAGGAGUAUAACGCCAACACCCAAGGAUGCAGGAUUUGAACUGAUAACUUCCGGAUGACGUCACCCAUGGUACAUCACGGGCCAACCAGCUCCCCUCCUUACCUUGCUCCAUUGGACUGACAGUUCAGAGCCCUUUCACAGCUCUCUAGAGCACCUCCUUUACCUCCUAGGUCCCUUCGUUGUCUGGGCCAACAUUCACUGGGAUCUCCUUGCUGGGACCCUCUGACACCCCCUGUUCUCCCAGGCAGCUCAGCUUGGCUUUUCUGGGAGUGGGUCUUCCUGCCACCCCACACCGUUGGGAUCACACUCCAGGUAUGGGAAAGGUGGCUUCUUUGGGAACACAGUUGGAUAUCUAGGUCCCCCCUCACCUGAAGGCACAGAGUGGAUACAGCUGUGAACUGCCUAAAGCAGUGUUCCUUUGGAGUUUGUCCUUCUAGAGUUGGAGCUCCCCUGGGGAAAGCCUUCCUUUUGCUGUCUGGCCUUCGCAGCCAUGUCUGGAGGGGACAGAGCAUCGUUGAGAAUGAGCAGUGCUUGGUGGUCCCUGAGCAGACAGCCCCUGCCAUGAGUGAACCUGUAUGAAAUUGCUGGAGCAAAGACCUCAGAAAGACUGUGGGAACCCUCAGAACCCCUGUGAGUGAGACAUGAGAGAUGUCCAUCCCUUUGCCUAACAGUCCCAUUUUCUUUCCUUGUGCUGCUGUGGGAGAAAGGCCAAAGCAGAUAAGUGAGGUCCAUUGAUGGCAUAUUUCAAGGCGGGAGAAAGUAUGGGAACCCAAGGAAAAGUCCUCAUAGGCAGAGCAUGUGCCUGGUUCCUUGGGUGGGCGGAUUCUUGGCCACCACAUCUGCCUCCCAUAAAAAAGUGCCCGGUGCUGACGGACUGGCAUCGGAGGGAGAGGAGGGGCAGGCAGAUGAAUGAAUACUUAUCGUCGCCCACCUCCUGUCAAGCUCCCUGUACCUGGUGCAGCCACCACUUAUCUCAUUUGACCUUAUCUCACCCACCAUGUAUCUCAGCAGCCCUGUGAGAUAGGCAGGUGAUAGUAUCCUUGUUUGUCUUUUAAGAACCUGAGGAUCUGAGAAACCACAUCUCCUGUCACACA